Rubroshorea leprosula is the source of this 522-nucleotide messenger RNA. NCBI's taxonomy places the organism in Eukaryota, Viridiplantae, Streptophyta, Magnoliopsida, Malvales, Dipterocarpaceae. The record is from the annotation of a GenBank genome assembly.
ACGUGGACGUGGAGGUGGACUGGGAUAGAUUUUGGGUAGAAAGAUGGCGGAGACUGGUGAGAAACUCAUGGUGCAGCUGCUGGUAGCGGUGUUGCUCACGGUAUUGGUGGCAGAAGCAGAGGCUGUGGUGAUGUGUAACAUUGAAAUGAGUAAUAUGGAGUUGUGUCGUGCAGCAGUCACAGGAAGGUCGCCUCCUUCACCAACCAGGAAGUGCUGUAGUCUUCUCCGCCAGGCCAACUUUCCGUGUCUGUGCAACCUCAAAUCUGUUCUUCCCUCGCUUGGGAUUAAUCCGAGACAUGCUCUGGCAUUGCCUAGGAAGUGCAAUCUUGUUACGCCACCAGAAUGCCGACGUACUGUCUGAAAUCGUAGCUCCUCUCUUCUGAACAACAGGAAUAAGACGUGACAAGAGUUAAGAGAUGGGUCUAGUUCUUGUCCAGUCAUUUUUCUUUGUAAUUUCUUUCAGAAUAACCAUGCAAAUGAUCUAAACUACGUUCUGUUGCUUAAGAAAAUUUUACAAUACCU